Molecule: messenger RNA, 1824 nt
Organism: Arachis duranensis
Lineage: Eukaryota; Viridiplantae; Streptophyta; Magnoliopsida; Fabales; Fabaceae
Product: aspartate aminotransferase, cytoplasmic
Exons: 12
Coding region: 179-1540 (453 amino acids)
Biological process (GO): amino acid metabolic process; biosynthetic process
Cellular component (GO): mitochondrion
Molecular function (GO): pyridoxal phosphate binding; L-aspartate:2-oxoglutarate transaminase activity
Source: RefSeq, a predicted model, not a curated record
CAUAUUAAUAGAGCAACAAUUUCUAGUGAUACAUAAUAAGACAGCGUUUUUCAUAGAGCAUCGGUUGUUGAAAAUAAAAUACGCUUAGUACUACCAACCACCUUUCUACGUUGGAAUCGUAAACCUCUAUCGGGACCCAAACCCAAACCCAAGGUUUAUAUAAAAGGAAACAAACAACAUGCGCCCACCGGUUAUUUUCCAAACUAUCCCUUUUUUUUCUUCUUCUUCUAGUGAUCGCAGGCUUAACACACUCGCAAAGCACUUUCUACAAACCGAAUCUGAGAACAAUCAAAACAUGUCAGCUUCACCAACUUCUUCUCAUGGCGAUUCCGUCUUUGCUCAUCUCGUUCGCGCUCCCGAAGAUCCUAUUCUCGGUGUGACUCUCGCUUACAAUAAGGAUCCAAGCCCUGUUAAGCUCAACUUAGGUGUUGGUGCUUACAGAACUGAGGAAGGGAAACCUCUCGUGUUGAAUGUGGUGAGGCGUGUGGAACAGCAACUCGUCAGUAACCCGGCACGCAACAAGGAGUAUCUUCCUAUUACUGGAGUAGCUGAUUUUAAUAAACUCAGUGCUCAGCUCAUUUUUGGUGCUGACAGCCCUGCAAUUCAAGAGAGCAGAGUAACCACCGUUCAAUGCUUGUCUGGUACUGGUUCAUUGAGAGUUGGGGGUGAAUUUUUGGCUAAACACUAUCACCAACGAAAUAUAUAUUUGCCUCAACCAACAUGGGGAAACCACCCAAAGGUUUUUACCCUGGCAGGGCUAACUGUCCAAAAGUAUCGCUACUAUGCUCCAGCAACUCGUGGGCUUGAUUUCCAAGGACUAAUGGAAGAUCUUGGUGCUGUCCCAUCUGGAUCAGUUAUUCUGCUACAUGCAUGUGCACAUAAUCCUACUGGUGUUGAUCCAACCCCUGAACAAUGGGAGGAGAUUAGGAAGCUGAUCAGAUCAAAGGCCUUGUUACCUUUCUUUGACAGUGCUUAUCAGGGUUUUGCUAGUGGAAGUCUGGAUAAAGAUGCACAGCCUGUUCGUUCUUUUGUUGCUGAUGGGGGUGAAUUGUUGGUAGCCCAGAGUUAUGCAAAGAACAUGGGUCUUUAUGGUGAACGUGUUGGCGCCUUAAGCAUUGUGUGCAAGUCAGCUGAUGUUGCAAGCAAAGUUGAGAGCCAGCUGAAACUUGUGAUUAGGCCCAUGUACUCAAAUCCUCCCAUUCAUGGUGCAACCAUUGUGGCUGCAGUUCUCAAGGACAGUGAUUUGUUCAAUGAGUGGACUAUUGAGUUGAAGGAAAUGGCAGACCGAAUAAUCAGUAUGCGCCAACAACUUUUUGAUGCUUUACACGCCAGAGGUACUCCAGGUGAUUGGAGUCACAUUAUCAAGCAGAUUGGAAUGUUCACCUUCACAGGAUUGAAUUCUGAACAAGUUUCCUUUAUGACUAGAGAGUACCACAUAUACAUGACAUCUGAUGGGAGGAUUAGUAUGGCUGGUCUUAGUUCCAAAACAGUCCCUCAUCUGGCGGAUGCAAUUCAUGCAGCUGUCACCAAAGCUGUGUAGUACAUGUUACUCACUGCACUUCCUAGAUGCUACCCUGUUGGAGGGGACCUUUUAAUAUCGUUUUUUCUGUAAUAAUUUUGUCACAUCAACAAUGAGACUUCCUUUCUGAUUGAUGUGAGAAUUUAGUAAACGUUUUAUGCCACCUUUUUUUGAUUAGUUUUUUCCUGUGGGGGAGUUACAGUCUUGUGUAUUGCCCGUCCCUUUCUUGACGAAGGGACGAAUAAGUCGUAGAGGUAUUUAUUAUUUUCUGUAGAACUUAUUCAAAAGAAAGAAGUUUCAUUUCU